AUGUGGAGCCGUGCCCUGCUUCCCUUGGCUGCUGUGCCAGUAUCAAUUGCUCUGCAACGAAAGAAGGAGACAAAGUGGCUUCCAACACGAUGCAGGGAUGAGAAUGAGGCUAGAUUCAAGCGAGUUCUGGUCUCUGGUGGUGCAGGCUUCCUAGGCUCGCACAUUUGUCGGCGACUGCUUGCGGAGGGCCACGAGGUGAUGUGCUUGGACAACUUCUUCACGUCGACCCGGUCUGGUAUUGCGGAUUUGAUGGGCCAUCCUCGAUUUGAGUUCAUCCGCCAUGACGUGACAGAGCCCUUCUUCUGUGAAUGUGAUCAGGUCUACAACAUGGCGUGUCCAGCGUCCCCAGUGCACUACCAGUGGAAUCCAAUUAAAACCACCAAGGUUUCAAUUCUUGGCACCAUGAAUAUGAUGGGCCUGGCUAAGCGGGUCAAGGCUCGAAUUCUCCAAGCCUCUACCAGCGAGAUCUAUGGCGACCCCGAGGUGACUCCUCAAAGCGAGGAGUACUGGGGUCAUGUCAAUACUAUCGGCGUCCGGUCGUGUUAUGAUGAGGGCAAGCGUGUAUCAGAGACCUUGGCUUUUGACUAUGUUCGCAUGCAGAACGUGGAUAUCCGCGUGGCCCGAAUUUUCAACACCUACGGGCCUGGCAUGCAUCCCUAUGACGGUCGGGUGGUCAGCAAUUUCAUCCUGCAGGCUUUGCAGGGAGAGGACAUCACCGUCUAUGGUGACGGUUCUCAAACCAGAUCGUUUGGCUACGUCGACGACACUGUCGAUGGACUGAUUCGACUAAUGAACCAAGAUAAAACGAUUGGUCCUGUGAACAUUGGGAAUCCACACGAGUUCACGGUGAAGGAGCUUGCAGAGAUGGUUGUGGAGCUGACCGGAUCUAAAAGCAAGAUUGUCUACUUGCCUUUGCCUGGCGACGAUCCAAAGCAGCGUCGACCGAACAUCACAAGGGCCCAGAAAUUGCUAGACUGGGAGCCCAAGGUAGAACUGCGAGAAGGCUUGCAGAAGACUAUUGAGUACUUCAAGGCUCUGGACCUGAGGAAGUUCAGUAAACCAACAGCGCACAGCGCUCACCGCAACACUGUGGACGAGGCGAAAGUCAGGAAACGCUUGUCUUACGCCCUGGCAUCGAAGCCAACACCUUUGCAUGGUGCACUUGAUGCCGGAGUUCAGCUGCCGGAAUCGUGCCAGACCUGCUACGACAAGAUUGCUCAUUGGCGUGACCUCCAGGGUGAUCGUGAAAACGGAGUCUUUUUUGGUUUCAAGACAGUGAUCAUGCUCCUGCAUCGGAUCGGAGACGACUCACCAAGCGACGUAUGCUGCUACUGCGGAGGGGGCAUCAUCAAGGAAUGUGAUGCUACCUGCCGCGCUGUGAAGCAGCAUGAGGUGAGCAAUGUCCAGUAUGGCUUUGACGCCAUGUCAGACGAGAUGCGCUCGCCGCUCAUGAGCCUGUAUCGGAUGAUUGUUUGUGUGACAGAUGGAGCAGAGGUUGGUGAAGGGAAGGCUAGUCUUGGCAAGGCAGUGCAGCAACUGCAUCAGAAUAGCCAGAUGCAUCUGCAGGAGGACCUUCGUACAGAAGAGAAAAACUUUGAGCAGCUCACGGAGCAUACGGCUUGGACACCCAGGGAGCACACCGGGCAAGAUAGGGAAGCACUGGCAGCGAAGAAUGUCGAUGAGUGCCUGGCUGAGAUCGUGAGAGUUUGGCAGCUUGAGAAGAGCCUCAAGAACGUGGACAGUGCCCCAUGGUCAGAACUGGAGGUCAGUGUGGCCAGCAUCAGCGGCCAAAGCAUUGCUCUCGUCUCCAUACCUUUGACGGCUAUCCUGGGUGAACUGAAAGAAAAGAUUCAACGGGAAGAGGGCACACACAAACUUCAGCAGCAACUGUUGCAACCAGGUGACUUCACAAAGCUCAGCAAUACUCAAUGCAUUGCCGAGCUCUGUCCAGCGGACAACAAGCUGGAUCUCAUCUUGGUACGCAACGCCAACUUCUUUGCUAGUGAAAAGUUUGAGGGCCCAAUGGAAGGCUACGCAUUUAAAAUGGGUGAAGAAGGGCUUGGAUACUACAAUGAUGAGUAUCAGCGGGAAGAAGGACCCAAAGCAGACCCUUGGGAUGGUCUUUGGCAAUUUACAGAAAGAGCUCGUGGUGUACAUCAUGCCACACCCCGGACAGUGAUCAUUGCCAGGGGCAAAGUUUAUUGGGGCACUGACUUCCAGAAACACAUUGUCGGUGGAGUCUCCGACCUUCAGCGAAUCGAUGAGACGCGCUUUUCCGUUUCAGCAAAAGAAGGUCUUCGAUUUGCGACGCUCGAGAGUUUCCAGCUCCUGCGUUGGGACACACAUCCUGAGGCAUCAUUCCCCAAUGAUUGGACUCGCCUCAUGUAA
Molecule: messenger RNA, 2388 nt
Organism: Cladocopium goreaui
Lineage: Eukaryota; Dinophyceae; Suessiales; Symbiodiniaceae
Source: the annotation of a GenBank genome assembly